GUGUGGCACCGUCGCCUCACCUGCGUCGGAGUCCAGCUCAGGUGUUGUUUGGACGCCGCUUCAAAACAAUAUGAUCGGCUGCCAUGUCGGUAACUAACGCAUCAAUCUCACUUGAGGAAAUCAACAGGCGGUUUGGUAUUAAGCCUGAGUACAGUGACUAUACCGGCUUUUACGUUGGUAUCAUCAUAUGCACCAUUCUUGGUGUUGUACUGAUUAUGGUAAAUUGGAUCUGCAGUUGCUGCCACGAACACACUAAGUAUUGGAACGACCCUGACACUGGCAACCGUUUCGCCUCACUCAUCUUCGUCCGCAAAGCCAAGCAGAGGCCCCUUGAUGCAAUCUUGUAAAGAUUCUUGUACAUGAUAGAAAAAGA
Molecule: messenger RNA, 373 nt
Organism: Penaeus chinensis
Lineage: Eukaryota; Metazoa; Arthropoda; Malacostraca; Decapoda; Penaeidae
Gene: wrm1
Exons: 3
Coding region: 84-347 (87 amino acids)
Source: RefSeq, a predicted model, not a curated record